ACGUGUAAACUUUUUUUUCUGACAAACCCCCCGAUCUUUUCGGUUAGCCUAGGAUAAUUCUGUAGAAUGCAGAUCAACUAAUUUAGCCUAAACACCUGCAAUAAAGAGGGGAAAUACCACCAGCAACGUCUCUCUCUUCUCAUCUUAAAAGUAAGGACAGAUUUCUCUCUCGAUCUCUCCAACCUUUGAUCUCCACACCACUCUCACUCUCCUUUGCUAUCGAAAAUGGUUGAGAUUUGUGCCAAGGCUGCCGUAGGUAACCCUGAAGAACUUGGAGACUGUCCUUUCUGCCAAAGGGUUAUUGUCACUUUGAAGGAGAAGGACGUAGAUUACCAGCUCAACCUCAUCAACUUGGAUGACAAGCCCCAAUGGUUUAUAGACGAGUGUCCUUCAGGAGAGGUGCCUGCAAUGAAGCAUGAGGGCCGUUGGGUCGAUGAUGUUCAGAUAAUUAUUGGGAUGAUUGAGGAAUGGUACCCUGAACCUCGUCUCGCAACUCCUGAUGAAUUUGCUGAAGCGGAACAUAGAUUCCAGAAUCUGUAUGGGUACUUUGUGGGAUUCCUCCAGAGCCAGGAUCCCAAUGAUGGGACACUGCAGGGUCUGCAAGAAGAACUGAACGCAUUGGACGAGCAUCUUGGGGAAAAUGGUCCAUUCAUUGCUGGAGAGGAUUUCACUGCUGUUGAUAUAAACGUGGUACCAUUACUGGUGAAUUUUAUAGUGGCUUGUAACCAUUUCAAGGAUUAUAAUUUCUUUGAAGAUAUGCCCAAUAUUCGUACCUACUGCGAGUCGAUGUGGUCAAGGUCAUCUAUUACGGACACCACUCCCGCAGAUGAAUAUAUUAUUGCAGGAUGGGAGCAAAAACUCAAUCGCAUGGUUGAGAUUUGUGCCAAGGCUGCUGUAGGUAACCCUGAAACUCUUGGAGACUGUCCUUUCUGCCACAGGGUUGUUGCCACUUUGGAGGAGAAGGAAUUAGAUUACCAGCUCAACCUCAUCAAUUUGGAUGACCAGCCUGAAUGGUUCAUAGACGAGAUUCCUUCGAGAGAGUUGCCUGCGAUGAAGAAUGAACAUGGCCAUUGGAUCCUUCAAGCUGAAGAGAUUUGUCGAAUAAUUGAGGAACUUCACCCUGAACCUUCUCUCGACACUCCUCCUCAUCUAGUAGGAGUGGGAUGCAAUAUUUUUGGGAACUUUGAGGCAUUCCUCGAGAGUGAUGAUCCCGAUGAUGGGACAGAACAGGCUCUGCUUGAUGAACUGGAGGCAUUCGAUGAGCAUAUUAGGGAAAAUGGCCCAUACAUUGCUGGAGAGGAUGUCACUGCUCUUGAUUUCAGCUUGACACCAGGACUGUUGCAUGUGCCGGUGGCUCUUCCCCAUUUCAAGAACUGGGAAAUCCCUGAACAUUUGACCCAUGUCCGUGGCUACCUUGAGUUGAUGUUGUCAAGGCCAUCGUUUGAGAAGACCACUCCCGAAGAUCAAUAUAUUAUUGCAGGAUGGGAGCAGAAACUCAACUGCUAGGGUUUAGAUUGUAAGGCCGGUCUGUUGAAGUUUACUUAUGCUAAGCAAUGUGUGAUACUUCUGGCCUUCUGCUAUGAAUGUCCAACAUGGUGGCUAAACUAGUCAUUCUUUCCCAAUCCCUAAAUAAAUGUAAUAAAUCUCUAUCAUCAGCUAUGUAUUCCUUGGUAUUUUGACAACACUGCAAAGUCUCUGGAUCAGUUUCAUCCAUGUUAUUGGGCCAAAUUAAUCUGGGCCCAAUAAGCAGUCUGGUGACCACUUUC
Fragaria vesca subsp. vesca is the source of this 1766-nucleotide messenger RNA. RefSeq lists its product as uncharacterized. The record is from RefSeq and is a predicted model, not a curated record. Gene Ontology annotation, molecular function: glutathione dehydrogenase (ascorbate) activity. Lineage: Eukaryota; Viridiplantae; Streptophyta; Magnoliopsida; Rosales; Rosaceae. Gene Ontology annotation, biological process: ascorbate glutathione cycle; cellular oxidant detoxification; protein glutathionylation. The coding region runs from base 226 to 1506 and encodes 426 amino acids. The transcript is spliced from 12 exons.